GCGCCUUUCCGCGCGCCCGGGCGGCCCCGGCCCCCGCCGGCCCUCGCGGCCGCAGCCCGCGCCCCGCGUCCCCGGGAAGUUGUCUCCGGAGCCCGCGGCGCCUGGGUCUCCUCCCCCUGAGCCCCGCCCCCCCGCCCGGAGCUGGGGCCGCGAGCUGCCCGGCCCGGGGGCGUCGCCGCCUGCCCCGCCCGCUCCGCGAGUCUCCGCUGCCCUGCGCGCCGCGCGCGUCCCCCGCCGGGCCGGGGACCCCCGCGCACCCCCGAGACGGCGCGCGCCCAGAGCGCGGGAGCCCGGAGCGCCGGGCGCCUGGGACCCCGCGGAGCCGCUGCCCAGCCCGCGGGGCUCGGCCGGGAUGCAGGCUGCGCUGUGAGCCCGGGCGCCAAGGCCAUGUCCGGCGCCCGCUGCCGGACCCUGUACCCCUUCUCCGGGGAGCGGCACGGCCAGGGGCUGCGCUUCGCCGCGGGCGAGCUGAUCACGCUGCUGCAGGUCCCGGACGGCGGCUGGUGGGAAGGCGAGAAGGAGGACGGGCUCCGCGGCUGGUUCCCGGCGAGCUACGUGCAGUUGCUGGAGAAGCCUGGAAUGGUUCCCCCUCCGCCGGGAGAGGAAAGCCAGAUCGUCAUCCUUCCACCUGGGUGGCAGAGCUACUUGUCUCCCCAGGGCCGGCGUUACUAUGUCAACACGACCACCAAUGAGACCACCUGGGAACGUCCCAGCAGUUCUCCUGGGAUUCCAGCCAGCCCUGGCCCUCACAGGAGCUCUCUGCCUCCAACAGUGAAUGGAUACCACGUGGCAGGGACCCCAGCGCACCCUCCCGAGACUGCCCACAUGAGUGUCCGAAAAUCCACCGGUGAUUCCCAGAACCUGGGAUCCUCAUCGCCAGGCAAAAAGCAGAGCAAGGAAAAUACCAUCACGAUAAACUGCGUGACGUUCCCUCACCCAGACACAAUGCCGGAGCAGCAGCUGCUGAAACCAACCGAGUGGAGCUAUUGUGACUAUUUCUGGGCUGAUAAGAAGGAUCCUCAAGGCAAUGGCACUGUAGCUGGGUUCGAGCUGCUGCUUCAGAAGCAACUGAAAGGCAAGCAGAUGCAGAAGGAAAUGUCAGAGUUCAUCCGGGAGAGGAUAAAGAUAGAAGAGGAAUACGCAAAAAACUUGGCUAAGCUCUCUCAGAAUUCAUUGGCUGCUCAGGAGGAAGGCUCCCUGGGAGAAGCGUGGGCCCAGGUGAAGAAGAGCCUUGCAGACGAGGCGGAAGUUCAUCUCAAGUUCUCUGCCAAGCUGCACAGCGAGGUAGAGAAGCCCUUAAUGAAUUUCCGAGAGAACUUUAAGAAGGACAUGAAGAAGUGUGACCACCACAUCGCCGACCUCCGCAAGCAGCUCGCCAGCCGCUAUGCCGCGGUGGAGAAGGCCCGUAAGGCUCUCACAGAGCGGCAGAGAGACCUAGAGAUGAAGACCCAGCAGCUGGAAAUCAAGCUGAGCAACAAGACGGAGGAAGACAUCAAGAAAGCACGGAGGAAGUCCACACAGGCUGGAGAUGACCUCAUGCGCUGUGUGGACCUCUACAACCAAGCCCAGUCCAAAUGGUUUGAAGAGAUGGUGACCACCACAUUGGAGCUGGAGCGGCUGGAGGUGGAGAGGGUGGAGAUGAUCCGGCAGCACCUGUGCCAGUACACCCAGCUGCGGCACGAGACAGACAUGUUCAACCAAAGCACAGUCGAGCCCGUGGACCAACUGCUUCGAAAAGUGGACCCAGCCAAAGAUAGGGAGCUGUGGGUCAGAGAGCACAAGACAGGCAACAUCCGCCCUGUGGACAUGGAGAUUUAGGCUGGCACACACGGCCCCGGGGGUCCUGCUGCAGAGAGGGGCCUGGGGUCCCACAGAGAGGCGGUGGCAGUGCGCACUGUAGGACCCACUACCGAGCGCAGCCGCCCUCCCACCCACUGUCCUGGUCCCGGGCCACUGAGCUGGUGAUUCCAGAAGGGCGGCCCUGCCAGGAGCUGCCCGCAUUCCCAGGCCAAGAAGACGGAUCCACAGCCCUGCCCCGUCUCCGAGGCCGUCGCCCCCACCCCGACUCCUGUGUUCUGCUUCCUGCUCCCAGGACAGACUGAGGCUGGAACUGGGUGUGGUCCCUGCUGAGCACCCUAGGGGUCACCUCCCCACCCAGAGCCAGCUGUGUCACACACUUGUGCCCCUGGAAGCCCCAAGGCCUGUCUUCUAGCUGCCCCCCUGGUGUCCCAGGCUUUGGAGGGUCAUGGCAGAAAGGUCCCUGUCUUCAACCAAGUAUCAGGAUCAGAAUCAUGGAUAGAAGGCACCGUUCAGCUCCCCAGGCCACACCCAGAAUUCUUUGCAGCCCACCCUCUUUAUUUUCUUCCCCUUAUGUUCUGAGAGCCCAAAUCUGGGCUCUUCUUUGCCACUUUCCAUCAUCUGGGAGUCUUGGGAAUAAGGCCUGGCUCCUCUCUUGGCCCAGACCGACCCUGCCUGGAGAGGUCAGGAUGGAACUACCUCAUUCACAUCAGCCCCAAGUCAGAGUGUUGAGUCGCGUUUCCUAUUAGGUCAGGCAUCUUUAGUAAAGUCUCUGGGCUGGAAACCCCAAUCCACCCAACCCUCAACUGCUUCCUCAGGGAAGCUCCCUCCUGCCACCCCUGCCCCCUCCUGGGCUCUUCUCAGGGCCCUGUGUCAGCGCCCUGUGGAAGACGGGUUGGGGUUUGUCCCUCCCCAGAUGUGGCUUGCUUUCCCUGGUCGACACCAAACAGGCAUGGCAUAUUCUCACGGCCACAGUGGGUUGUCACCCUACAGGCAGUGUCCUGCCACCUUGGUCUCAGCUCCUCCUGCAUGUUCCAAAGCCCUGCACGGAGCCCUGCUUGAUGUUAAUAUCAUCUUCCCCCCUACCCCCAUCUCCCAGAUCCCCACAAAAUCCGGUAACUUGGGAAGCUUUCAGCACGCCAUUGGGUCCUCACUCAUCACUCUCUCCCUUUAUAGAAACACAGCAAACACAUUCUCCAUCACAUCUAAGCCCUGAGCAUCACCAUGAGGGGACCAGAAGAAGAAAUGCCCCCCGCCCCGCCCCGCAGCUUCACCACCACCCCAGAGGUGGUCACGUAGCCAGCAAGGGGCAGAUUCUAGCCCAGAACCCACACCCUGAGAACCCAUCCUUCUUAACUCCUCUUUCCCUUUAAUUACUUGGAUGUGCAGGGUCCAUAUACCUCCUACUAGGGCAGGAUCCUGAGAGCAUGACUCCCGGGGUCCUACAGUCUUCAUGCUGGGAAUUGUUGCCUCACUCAUCUUGAAUCCUUGGGCACCUCUUUCAUUGAGUCAGAAUUAUGUCCUCAGUUUAGAGUACAAAGAUGCCGAAUAUCCUAGAGUGACCCAAACUGUCCCCGGUCCUACUAAAACACCCUAACCAAAAAAGGUCCACGUGAAGGCCUUUGCCGACACGAAAGCCAUGAGGGUGGAUCUGUCCCCGGCAGGGAGGACCACUCCUUCCAGAUCUGGGGCUGGGUUGUGACACCAGCUACCAAUCUUAGGAUAUUAUUUUUUGUUUUCUCUAGGAAAAAUGGGUGCUAGUAGUAAUUGCCUUGUGGCUUAGUGAACUCAUUUGUGGGUGAUUUUCAAAUGUUCAAAGCCAAUAGCCUUGUUACUAACAGAUAUUUUGAGUGUGAUAUGGCUCAUGGGUUUUGUUUUCUCCCUCCCAUCUGAGGAUUCCUGAGUCUUCUGGUCCUCCCUGGGAGACAGAGGGGGCUCUCUUGCCUCUUCCAGCCCAUUUUCUGAAGGUACUCCCCACCCCCACCCCACUGUCCUUAAUUUGGUCUCAUUAGCCUUCACAAAUUUCAUUUCUUUUUUUUUCCCUGUGCUCCUUCAUUCACUUCUCAUUGGGGUUAGUGACUGAAGCAAACCGAAACAGUGUCCACACUCCCAAACACGGGGGGUUUGUUUCUCUUCCCUUUGUGAAGACCAGUCAAUUCCUAGAUUAGCGGGUGGGUAGGUAAGAACCUUGGCUGAGCCAAGGUCCCUUCUUGGAAACACAAGCCAUAAACUUCAAAGGACAUCAAAGACUUUGGCUUGUUGAAGUGAUUUUACUUCCAGCCAUGAGUGGCCUCGACAGGGAGAGUUGAAACAGGAUUCUGCAGACCCACUGGUGAUUAUGGAGGUAGUUUGGAAAGCACUUUACAGGUGUUAAGUUGGGGGCAUCGAUCAGUGUAUUCCCCAAAUCCCACCCCGCCAGGACCUACUGCCUUGUUUUUCCAGAUUUCUGGAGGUCAUUGGACCUACGCUAUUGGGGUUUAUUGAUGUACAGUGACACCCACCCUUUGGAAGGAUACGGUUCUGUGAAUUUUGACAGACCUCGUCUUAACGACCAGCCACAAAAACCACAAUAUUUCUAUCACUCCCAAAAAUUCCCUCUGACUCCUUUAUAGCCAGUAUACACCUGCUUCCCUUCCUGCACCCUGGCAACCACUGAUGGAUUAUCUGACCCUGCCGUUUGCCCUUUCUAGAAUGCCGUACAAAAGGAGUCCCCGAUACAGCCCUCGAGUCUGGCUGCUCUCCCUCGGCUUCACGCUCUGGGGUCACGCACAUCGUGUGUGUGUCACUAGCUUGUUCCUUCGUCUCGCAGAACCGCACUAUGUUGCAUGAGUCCUCACUUGGGGAAAUGUUCUGUUGGGCCUGGAGGCUCCUGGCCCAAGGGUCUUCAGCUUGUUUGCACGGCUUCUUCCUCCGCCUCCCAGGGCGCCUCCAAACGCCAGCUGUGCCCACGGUAGUCCUUGGAGCUCACACUUGGCCUUUGUGGCUUAUUUCAGGGUUUUGUGCAGAAAGGGGCCAGGGGUUGGGGAGGGGUGCCUCCCACUUAAGCUGCAGCCUGAGGUUUGCACCUCAGCUGGUAAGCCCACGCAGUCCUGGGGGCCCUCCCUUCGGCUCACAAAGCCUCCAGCUUCUACUGAGCAUUGGGUGUGGGAGGUGAAUGGACAAAUGGCCGGUAAAAAUGCAGGGGGUGACCUCAGGCUGGCCGUGACCUUCCCCUGGAUGUCUGUUGCCUUGGCUGCAGGCUGCAGGUGUGCGUUCUGGUCUUCCCAGCCUCCUCCAGCUACUGCACUCCCUCCACCUCCCCUUCUCACUCCGGUUCUGUAUCCCACACCAUCAUGCUUGACCUGAGCCCCAUCUGUGUGAUUGUGCAUGGUAGUGUCUGAAAUCCUCACGAGAGGGAUACCCUGGCACUUCUCUUGUGUGUAGACCCAAAUGGAGCCGAAAUGAAGAGUUUCCUGAGCUGUUGAGAAUGAGGUAGUUCCUCCUCGGGCCCAGAAGGGAGCACUCAUAAGUCAUUACCUUUGGGGUCUCAUCCCCUGAUCUUUGAUCUCGUGUCCUGAGGUCUGUGUCCAAGGAGCCAGGACAAGCAUGAAGACAGAGCCUCUUCCCAUGAGCUUCCUGAUACUGCUGGAGCCUUGCUCCGCUGGUGGUCACACUGAGCCUGUGCCUGCUGCCCUUGGGUGGUGGCAGGUGGUGACAGAGAUAGAACCCAACCCAGCUAACACUGGGCUAGCUAUGGGCAUGACCCCCAAGGUGAUGACUCCGUCAAGCCAUGUCCUGAUUGUGCCCUGCUUGCUGAGAGGUGAGCCCUUGGAGGCAACCAGGCACCCCUCUACCCCCUACCCCACCAAGCAAAUGGAAGAUAUUCCUGGAUCCAGGCCAGGGAAGGUGUGAGCCAUGGAGCCCAAGUCCGCCGGGGUCCCAUGCUUCUUGGACGCUUCUGGGUUGAGUUUUGGCAGGUAGGGCUUGCAGGAUCGGCAAGCAAAAGACACAGGUAACAAGAACCCUUUAGAGGCCGGGGUGUGGCCAGGUCAGGAGCCUUUGUUGCAGGGUCCCUCCGAGGGAGCUGGGUUGUGAUGACCUUUGGAUCUCUCCCUGUGUGCUGUUCAGGGGACGCUGACCCCUUGUGUUUGAGGGACGUCCCUAAAAGGAUUGCAGUGAGAGUGCAAAGGAUCUGGGCACAUGGGUGUGGUCGUGGAGACAGUGUGACACGGGGACGGAGAGGGAAGGGAUAUGGUGCCAGGGCAAGAGCACUGGACCGGCCCCGCCCUGCUGCCUCGUUGGUCCUGUAACCCGCAGUGAAGUCGCGUUCCCUCCCGGGACCUCCGUGCUCCCUCAUCUGUCAAGCAGGGACGUGUCCUUCCCAGCAUCACACGCAGCCGACUGGCUCCUGGGAGCUGUGGCAUCCAGCAGCUGUGCGGACCCGGGAGCAGACACCCAGAGGGACACCGGCUGUCUGCAAUGGUGACGGGGGUCCCAAAUUGGCAUCGCUUCCCUCCCCUGAGGAGGGAGAUGAGUGGGGGGCGGACCGGGGAGUUGGGGGGCAGCCCUUUCACCAACCAGCACAUCAGCAAACCCUAGGACAGUGGGAUUUUCUAACAAAAUAAACUUGCUUAUUUGGUCUGUUUUCUGUAACUUUUGCUAAAUACUUUAUACAUUUUUAAUGUUAAAAAGCUGUGUCUCCUGCCAGCAUUUCUCAUCCCGGUAUGACUGUGUUUACUUCACGUUGUAUACCCUUCCACCCUCUGGCUGCCUAGAUCAGUAAAUAAAAUUGAUGUACUAUAAUUUAUAAGUAACACUGUUGAAACUCUGAUCCCUAUGGAGGCUGUAACCCACCCGAAUUUCUCCCUCCCCGACUCCCCCCGCCCCGACCCCUGCCACCCCCUAAUAGCAUUUGUGUGUAUUAAUGCUAAAGAAUUAAAUGUUUAAAGGGUUUACAUUUUGAA
Nyctereutes procyonoides (raccoon dog) is the source of this 6740-nucleotide messenger RNA. It is a transcript of the gene GAS7, whose product is annotated as growth arrest specific 7. NCBI's taxonomy places the organism in Eukaryota, Metazoa, Chordata, Mammalia, Carnivora, Canidae. The transcript has 14 exons. Gene Ontology annotation, molecular function: actin filament binding. Gene Ontology annotation, cellular component: actin filament; plasma membrane; cytoplasm. Gene Ontology annotation, biological process: neuron projection morphogenesis; actin filament polymerization. The record is from RefSeq and is a predicted model, not a curated record. Bases 388 to 1818 code for a protein of 476 amino acids.